This is a messenger RNA of Ceratina calcarata, 1635 nucleotides long. RefSeq names its product proline-rich protein 4. The transcript has 2 exons. Bases 100 to 1176 code for a protein of 358 amino acids. The record is from RefSeq and is a predicted model, not a curated record. Lineage: Eukaryota; Metazoa; Arthropoda; Insecta; Hymenoptera; Apidae.
GGCGAAGGCGAAAGUAUGCCGCGUAUAUAAGGCGACGAACCGGCGGCAAUCAGCAUCCAGUUCACUUCUGGACGCACCUGGAAUAUCUCGAGAAGAAAAAUGAGAAUUCUGGUUUACACAACGGCGAUAGCCCUGCUGGCUUCGGCCACAUGGGCCGAGGAGGCCGCCAAGUCUGAGAAAGCGAGCGCCCUCGAAGAGGACAAAUCGACGAAGAAGCAAGAGAAGCGUGGCUUGUUGGGUCUCGGCUACGGCUACAGCUACGACGGCGGUUACGAUAUUGGAUCUGGUGGACACGGUGGUCUAGAACUGGGCGGCGGUUACGGUUACGGUGGGUACGAAGGUGGACACGAGCACAUAAAGACCGUGACCGUCGUGAAGAACGUCCCCGUGCCGUAUCCCGUUGAGAAGCACGUGCCGUAUCCCGUUGAGAAGCACGUACCCUACCCAGUGAAGGUUCCAGUACCACAACCAUACCCAGUGGAGAAACCCUACCCGGUGAAGGUCCUCGUCAAGGUACCGGUACACGUACCCCAACCGUACCCCGUGGAGAAGAAAGUCCCGUACCCGGUUCACGUGCCCGUCGACCGUCCAUACCCGGUCAAAGUUCUGGUGCCGCAGCCCUACCCCGUGGAGAAGCACGUCCCCUACCCAGUGAAGGUUCCGGUCCCGCAACCGUACCCGGUUGAGAAGCCAGUCCCGUACCCAGUCAAAGUUCCGGUCCACGUACCAGCGCCCUACCCGGUGGAGAAAUUGGUCCCAGUGAAGGUCCCCGUCGAUCGUCCUAUUCACGUGCCGGUGCUGAAACCCUACCCGGUGCAUGUCGAGAAGCACGUGCCCUACCCCGUCGAGAAGCCAGUGCCGGUUCCAGUCAAAGUACCCGUCGACAGACCGUACCCGGUACCAGUCGAGAAGCCAGUAGCCUACCCGGUGAAGGUGCCGGUCCCGCAACCGUACCCGGUCGAGAAGCCGGUGCCGUAUCCAGUAGACAGGCCCGUGCCCGUCGAGGUUAAGGUACCGGUCGACAGACCGUAUCCCGUCCACAUCGACAGGCCGGUGCCCUACCCGGUCGACAAGCCAUAUCCGGUCGCAGUAAAAGUGCCCGUGGCGGUUCCGGUGCAUCAGGAGUACCACCACGGAUACAGUAACGGCUGGGAGGGUGGCCACGGUUAUCAUUAAGCUCGUUCCACGGUCGUACCGGUUUGAUUGCCGGUCGAAGAUCGAUCGAUCGGACGGUAAUCGGUGACUAGACCAUACCAAUGCCCAAAAACGAUCGAGCAGGUAUUUUAGGUAAAAGCGAACAAACAGGGGAGAGAAGGUACGGUGGCACGCGUCGAUCCGCGCACACGAGUCGUAUUCUUAUAGCUGGAUCGCAGGAGGAGUUCCGGUAAGAAAAAGAACGCGUCGCUUCGCAGAGGCCGGUCCCUCCGAGGUCGAUCGUAUCGAGAAACGCGACGCGCGCCACGACUAGGAACCAACCGAGAAGGGUCAGAGCCUGUCUUUUUACCGAACUUCGCUAGAAAAGUAAAAAGGAACACGUCGACAACAUCAGCUCGCUUAUCUCACCUACUUUUUUCUACCAUAGCAAAAUACAUGUAUUUUUGUACGAAUUAUAAAUAGUAAUUAUGUAAAAAACAA